GUGCAAUUUUAUACUGUCCAACGCAUCCCUGUCGCUAGCCAAGAGCCAAGUUCGUAAGUUGACUCUGCGGGGAAUAUAUCUUGCUUUACAGAAUUCCUAAUGCUUCCUUGCUCAGUGACAAGCCCCAAGUUGCGGUUUUUCAGCGCAGCCGUCAGUCCAUAUCUCUUUCGAUACGCCCCGUUCCACCGUUUCCGACUGAAGUUUGCUUCCGUCACGUGGAGGAAGUUUGAAAAUCAAGGUGCAAUGGGCAAUCCAAUUGAAUGAUGCUCUAUGGAACAAACACUCAUGUCUUCCGAUCUAGAGUAUUCCGACAAAGAAAUCCGU
Aspergillus wentii DTO 134E9 is the source of this 324-nucleotide messenger RNA. RefSeq lists its product as uncharacterized. The transcript has a single exon. The record is from RefSeq and is a predicted model, not a curated record. Bases 100 to 264 code for a protein of 54 amino acids. Lineage: Eukaryota; Fungi; Ascomycota; Eurotiomycetes; Eurotiales; Aspergillaceae.